GCAGGUGCGCAGAGCUGCCUUUGAAUCGUACUGUAGUAUAAAAACCCGUGGUUUAGUUCUCCGAUACAGAAUCUUAUUUUGAUGCCUGUGGUUAAGUUGACAUCGACUGAUGCCAUCCAAAAUUUAAAAUAACGCCCCUGUUGACCUAGAAUUCUCGGGAGGCGGCGAGACAGUUGGUCAAUUGGACAGCGGCGUUAGUUUGACCAGGUCACAAUCAGGAACUAAGGAGAAUGCGUGCACUCUGUGUUUGUUUAUGUUUGGACAUAGUGAUAUUAACAUGGGGGAGAGAACUGAAGAUCACGUCAAUUCUGAAGCCCCCGUUUUUGAUGGAGGUUAGCGGCUCUCCUGGGAAGUAUGAGGGUUACAUGAUAGAUGUAUUAAAUGCCCUGUCAAAGUCUGUCAACUUUACUUACUCCAUCCAACCGGAACCGGAUGGGGUUUAUGGGAUGAAGGACGCAAAAGGUGACUGGAGUGGUAUGAUGGGACUUCUGGUUACUAAGAAAGCCGAUUUAGCGGCCGCGGAUCUGACGGUGACAGACAAGCGGAGAGAGGAUGUAGCCUUUACCAGUCCUAUUUUUCACAGCAGCCACAGGAUUCUGGUGUGGAAGCCGGAAGUUCCUCCCUACAGCGGUUUAGCUGUACUGUUUCAACCCUUCAGUGCCGAUGUUUGGAUAAUGUUAAUGGUGGUUUGUAUGAUAACGGGAAUUCUUUUGACCAUCAUUAACAAAUUCAGUCCGUCUGAAUGGAGCAAAAUACCGGAAGCCGAGGACAAGACUAAUAGUAAAGACAGCUUUACUAUCAACAAUGCUCUGUUCUUUGUUCAUAGUACCGUGUGUUGGCAAGGUUUCAAGGAAGUUCCAAGGUCACCGGGCGGUCGCUUUCUGACUUCUAUGUGGAUGAGUUUCGUGUUGUUUAUGAUCACUGCCUACAUUGCAAAUCUUGGCUCGUUUAUAAUAACAAGUGCCCCAAGAAAACCAGUUCUCCCUUUUAAGACAUUCCAUCAAAUGGAAUUGCAGUCCGAAGUCGCCUAUGGAACCAAAUCGUCGGACAAUUUUCUCAAACUUAGUAAAGACCCAGUAUUAAAUCGUUUAUAUUACAUUUCAAGAUCUGAGCCAGAUAAUUUGUUUGAAACAGACGAUGAAGGCUAUCAGAAAGUUAAAGCAUCUGAGGGAUCUUUUGCCGCCAUCAUGGAAGAUUACGUGGCCGAGAGAUUCGCGGGACGAGAUUGUAGUGUAAUGGUGGUGGGGGAGAAAGUACAACCGACAGAUCAAGCCAUUGCUUGUAAUAAUGUGUCUCUUUGUGAAGAAUUGUCAAACAGCAUCAGCACACUACCACUGAAAGAGUUUCGGCAGAAAUGGUGGCCAAAUGGCUGCAAUGUAGGGUCACUUAGUGAAUAUUUGAAUAAACCGGAAGUGACUUUGUUGACGCCUGCGCGUCCUCUAAAUACUAUUGACUUGUCUAUAGCCUUCAUUUUGCUUCUUUUGGGUAUCAUUGUGGGGGUCCUCAUGUUGCUAAUAGAGGUUUACAGGGCGAACAAAAAAUCAAAGGGGGAGGAGCCAAUUAAACUGAAAGCAUCCAAUGGCGACAACGCUGUGACAGAAGGAACAGAUGAGGAAAAGGCUCCAAUUGCGGAGGAGUGUUAGAAACUUUACCCCCCAGGCUCUCAGGUACCCCUCCCACUGAUCAAAAGCAGAAAACAAUGGCCGCACUGAUGGCUGCCGAGUUCUAGAGGUUGUACACCGCUGCCUGUAACAGUGUAAUGUUGUCUUGUGUAAAUGUUGCAGAAUGGAUAACAUAAUUAUUUCACUGGUUUGAUGAACAAAGUUCUUUAUAAAUAUACUGACCUAAUUUUUGAAACGGCGAGCUGAAAAGUCAUACUCGUUUUUUCAAUACCUCGUAGCAAUUUUUUCUUUUCAACCAAUAUUCUGUAUUCAGUCAGUGGAAAGUUGAAGUACCGACUUCAGACACAAUAAUCAGAGAUAACCAAAGAACUUAUAUUUCCAGACAGAGGUGCGUUCUGUGAUUAUUUUACAGAAGUGUAUCAGGUGCUAUAGCAGAAGUCAUUGUUCUAAGCCGCUGGGCUGUACGUGUUGUAUGGGUAUUGGUUUUCUGCAGAAUGAGAUUACAGACUUUGCUCAAGUCGCUAAGAACAACGAGAGUAAAUAAGUAGAUAUAGAAUCUAUAUUCUUGUACUGUUAUUUUUUUAUAUAAUCAGUCUGUCUUCUGAUCAGAACUUUUAAUUAUCUGACAUUUUUUAAAGAAAUAUUAACUAUAUUUAUGUGUUUUUUAAA
Saccostrea cuccullata (small rock oyster) is the source of this 2291-nucleotide messenger RNA. RefSeq names its product glutamate receptor U1-like. The transcript is spliced from 7 exons. Lineage: Eukaryota; Metazoa; Mollusca; Bivalvia; Ostreida; Ostreidae. Gene Ontology annotation, cellular component: plasma membrane. The record is from RefSeq and is a predicted model, not a curated record. Bases 231 to 1643 code for a protein of 470 amino acids. Gene Ontology annotation, biological process: monoatomic ion transport. Gene Ontology annotation, molecular function: ligand-gated monoatomic ion channel activity; signaling receptor activity.